GAGCUGUGCGUGGACGAGAUAAAUCGUGCGGUCUAUUUUUGCGGGAGAGACGUCGCGGUGACGCUUCCUGAGAUUUGUGUCUUCCGGAUCCUGAAUCUCUGCCCUCUAAGAUUCCACUGGUAAAUCGGUCAAGAUGACGGAGAACUUACCUGAGGAAGUAACGAAAUCAAGUUUUCGUCGUAAGGUGUGGGAUUACAUGAUGAAGAAUGAGCUGGUGAAUUUUCCCGUUAACAUAUACAAGCGUAUUCCGAACUUCAAAGGUGCCGCGGAGACUGCACAGCGAUUGAUCGAAUUAGAUGAAUUUAAAAGGGCCAGAGUUAUAAAGAUAAAUCCAGACAAGCCGCAGGAACCAGUGAGGUUUUUAGCUCUGGAAAUGAAUAAGGAAAUCAUUGUGCCUAUUCCCAGAUUGAGAACUGGCUUGUUCUUACACGUUACGCCAGUUGCUGGCGCAACGAAGGAACAGCUGAAAACACUGGCUUCCAUGCGCGGUCUAGAACAGGCGGGUAAAUCACUGGGACUGGAUUCUCAUAUUAAGGUAGAUCUCGUUGUACUGGGCUCUGUAUGCGUCAGUCGAGACGGAUACAGACUCGGCAAAGGAGAAGGGUUCGCAGAUCUUGAGUUUGCGAUGAUGAUGAGAAUGGGCACGAUAACAAAAAAUACAAUUGUUGUCACAACAGUACAUGAUUGCCAAAUUGUAGAUUACCUACCACCACAAUUGUUCAAAGAAUAUGACGUGCCAGUAGAUAUAAUUGUCACACCGACGCAAAUUAUAUACGUAGAGUCGAGACUGAAGAAACCGUCUGGCAUUCUGUGGCAUAUGCUUAGCGAAAGAAAACUCAAAACCAUGCAGGUAUUACAGCAGCUCAAAGAGAUGGAUGAAAAAAAUGGGAAAAUCGUAGUCUUGAAAGAAGUCGAUUCCGAUGUGGAAACGCGCCAAUAUAUCAAGAAUCGCAUUAAAUAUUCGAAAAAUAAGAAGCGUUUCAACACGAAAAGAGAUGCGCCUAAUACCGAAAACAUGAUGGAAGGUGGCAAGAAUAAAGGUGAAAAGCCGCGUUUCCCACGAAGACGAACGUAUAAGAAACCAAAAGCUGAAGAAGAAAAUGAUCUUCCCAAUGCUGAAGUACAAACGAAGACAGAAAACAAUACCAAGAACGCGUCUCGGCGGCGUAAAAAUCUUCGCGCCCGAAUGAAAACGCAUAUUGACUUCUCGUUGAAGCUCUCUAAUAUCUCAUCCGGUGUAAGAGUCCGCGAUCUAAAAAACGCUCUGUUGAUGCGUGGCGUUAAGCCGAGCGAAAUAAUUUGGCAGGGCUAUCGUGGCAUUUGUUAUCUUCACUUCAGCAAACUCCGGAACGAGGCAGCUCCGCCAGAUCAGCCAGUUCAGGUAGAUUCGAUCGUGGCGAAUUUACAGCAGCUCCGAAUCGGUGAGUCCGUGAACGAUGAAGAGGGAUUUAUAUACGUAGAACCUGCGAAACCGAUUUCUAGAAUUGAGGUAACCGAUGUAACAACUGUCUAAGUGUUUAUCGAAACUACCUUGAACAUGCAAUUACAUGUUGUUUCUUGGCCAUUUAUAUUCCGACGUCGAACACAGGAAUGGACGUCUUCCAAAGUCAAUCCUUUUUUUAUGAGAAUUAUGUCACAUAUAUUGAGUGUCCUAAACA
Molecule: messenger RNA, 1658 nt
Organism: Atta colombica
Lineage: Eukaryota; Metazoa; Arthropoda; Insecta; Hymenoptera; Formicidae
Gene: lost
Product: methenyltetrahydrofolate synthase domain-containing protein
Exons: 5
Coding region: 134-1513 (459 amino acids)
Cellular component (GO): cytoplasm
Source: RefSeq, a predicted model, not a curated record